Gigantopelta aegis is the source of this 1695-nucleotide messenger RNA. RefSeq lists its product as uncharacterized. The transcript is spliced from 2 exons. NCBI's taxonomy places the organism in Eukaryota, Metazoa, Mollusca, Gastropoda, Neomphalida, Peltospiridae. The record is from RefSeq and is a predicted model, not a curated record. Bases 37 to 948 code for a protein of 303 amino acids.
UAAUUUGAAAACAAGGGUUAAUAUGUUCGUUUUAUUAUGAACCUUGGCAAAGAAGAAUGUAAUAUUUGUACACAUCUUGCAUUUUCAGAAAAUGACCAACAAACCAUAGUAAUAUCCGUGGUUGUUGUGGCAGUGGCUUCGUUUGCUUCAGCUGUUGUGGGUGCUGUUGCUAUUGUUUAUAGAAAAAGAAGAAGAAAUGCCCUCGAGUCUAGAGAUAAUGUUACUUCUAAAAGAAAUAGCAACGUUUAUAGUGAUACUGAUGAUGGUGCUGUAAAUAACUGUUAUUCCAAAGACGAUGUAAUUCAAUCACCUAAUAGAGAUCAAAUCAAGACAAAUGUACAGGUUGUGGUCAUAGCCAAUGAUCUGCCAGCACGUAAACCAGACAACACUCCUCAGAAAAGCAACCAUCCACCUAUAAAGCCCAGAAAAUCUCGAGCGGCAUUCAGCAAUAAAGAAGCUGAAAACGAGGGAUCAGGGGACAUUUCUAGUGAGUUGGGUGAACACCCUGUAUUCCAAACAAACUCAAAUGAUAUAGAUACUAAAGUUAAUGCUAAACAUGUUACAACUCCUGAAAGCAGUUCGAAAUGUGUUCCUGAAGAAGAGAUGAAAGAUAAUUUCCUUUAUAGCAUGGACGAUACGGAAUUCCAAGAUUCUCAAAUCUGUGUUCCUGAAGAAGAGAUGAAAGACAAUUUCCUUUAUAGCAUGGACGAUACGGAAUUUCAAGAUUCUCAAAAAUGUGUUCCUGAAGAAGAGAUGAAAGACAAUUUCCUUUAUAGCAUGGAUGAUACGGAAUUUCAAGAUUCUCAAAUCUGUGUUCCUGAAGAAGAGAUGAAAGACAAUUUCCUUUAUAGCAUGGACGAUACGGAAUUUCAAGAUUCUCAAAUCUGUGUUCCUGAAGAAGAGAUGAAAGAUAAUUUCCUUUAUAGCAUGGACGAUACGAAAUUCUAAGAUUCUGUAAACUGAGAUCCGAAGAAGAUUUAAAACUUAAUCCAGCUUUUCGCGUGAUAAACAAGUAAUGAUUUCAUGAGACAUGCCAAGCGAUUCUCGUCAAAGAGUACAAGAAGAGCCAGAAACAUGUUCCAGCCAGACGAAGAUAUGAUGAUGGAUCCAGUUUAUAACGUGAGAGACAAUAAACCGAUAAUUGUUCCUCAAGACAACAUGUCAAGUGACGGGAAUGAAGAAAGGCUGGACAAUCUUGCACAAUGUAUUCCUAAAAAGGAUUCAAAAAUCAAUUAUAUUUACUACAUGGAAGAUGGCGAUCAGAACUGUAUUUUAAGAGACACAUGUGAAAAAACAGAUAAGUCCACCAAGCAUGUGUAACUGAAAAAAAACAUGAUAGUAAUCAAAGCAUUAUUUAAGAAAUAGACAUGAACAAAACAUAAUGCUAGUUACUACAUGGCAGAUAAUGAAUCUUACUUAAGAUGAUGUGGUGCACAAACAAUCAGAUAAAACUAAUUUGGAGAAUAGUCGAAACUGACUUCCAGAUUAGUAAAAAUACUACAAUCGACUCACAUUACCUUUGACUCUAGCAGUUACAAACUUGAAGAUAAUAAUAUUAAUAAUGAGCAACUUCUAAAAGUGUAGAUAUACCUAAAAUGAAUUUCAUAAAACGUGGUGGAUUUGUGCAUCUUUGAUUUCAUAGAUAUCGUGUGGUUUUCGGAGCAAUGUUUUGUGUGAAAAAAAUUCUUUAUUUCU